This is a messenger RNA of Seminavis robusta, 3510 nucleotides long. The record is from the annotation of a GenBank genome assembly. NCBI's taxonomy places the organism in Eukaryota, Bacillariophyta, Bacillariophyceae, Naviculales, Naviculaceae.
AUGGGACGAGGCCAGCAGCGGCAACGACAACCUGCUGCGCCGCCGCCUCGUCCUCCCAAACCAAUGGGACAUAUAGUGGAUCUCACUCCCGAACCCUCCCCUGAUCAUCGUCAAUCCACACCUAGAACCCGAUCGAUCGCUCCACCACCGAAGGCCGUGCCAGGACUAUCCGUCCAUAUACCGGAACCGUUCACUCGGGAUGAAUCCCAGGAAUCACAACAGGAGGAGGCGUUGCGACAGUUGCAAAGACUCAGGCUGGAGCUACUUGGCGAGAGAAAACAACAAGAGCAGGCUGUCAGAGAAGCAGCAAGAAAGGCCGAGGAGAACAGACACCGGCACAAAAGGCAGCAAAAGCAGCUCCAGAAACUACAACAACAAAUGCAAACACAGCAUUCGGAACCGUCCACACAGCUACCGCCAAAACGCGCGCAGCAACAAUCGUUCUCCGGUAGCGUUCCCGUAGUUCCUAUUCAAUCGCCAUACUACUCAACGUAUAGUCCUGCUGACAUUUUGAAGUCUCCGCUUUCCUGUCUGAGCAGCGAACACAUGCUGAGUCAGGUUCAAGACGAACCUGUCAAUCGGCACGAAGAAACCCCUCCUUCCAACAAAGACGAUGAUGGGGAACCAAACGUCGAGCUGCAAUUGGAAGCAGCUCUUGCAACACUAAUAGAGCCAAAUCCGGAGAUGUCACAGAGACAGUCUUCCCUUACACGACGAGCAUCCUUCCAGGCGUUAGCAAAAGCCGCGCUGAGAGGAAGCCCCAAGAGCUCCAAUCAGGAGACGUCGUCGAUAACCCCUCCAAUAAUACCACCGAAGCAGAACGGUGAGAUGACGACUUCCCUUAUACCAGGCUAUGACGAGCAAAAAUCCUUGGAGAAACAGUUUGCGGGUUUGCCAGGUGCUAGACCUCCAGGGUCCUCGAGAUCCUUCGACAAUCAUUCCUUCAUCGUGUCAAGCGGCAACAAGUCAAUUGGCUCGUCAAGGCCUAAAUUCAAGUCGGUGAACGAAAAACAACAACCUCGACGGCUUGAUGAAAUGGUCUCCGUUGUGCCUUGUGAUUCUUACACUCCGCCAGUAGAGCAACCGAAUUCAUUACUAACAAUCAAGAAACUCCCGAAACGACUGCCUAAGCGACUCCCCAAACAACAUCGAGCUGAUACUGUGCGCUUUGACAAGGGGCUAAGCUGUGUUGAUCCGAACAAUCUCAAACCACAAAUGCAAGAAAUUCUUCAGAAGAAGCCCAACGUCCACAGGAUGCCAGAUAAACAAGUUGGAAUGAUCGUUGAAGCUGUAGAUCUGGUUGACGAAAGCAAACGAAAAGGGAGGCUACGAAUGCGAAAAUUGAAAGAGCUUGUUCCGGAUAGAGUCAUGGAAACGUGGUCGCGUGCUGUUAGCCCAAAGAAACGGCCCGGAUCGACUGCAAGCGGCCACACAGAAUCCGAAACCAGCAAAUAUUGGAAGAGUAGCAAAACAGGGGAAGCUCAGUCCGUCGAUGAUCGCUUGUGGGUCAAGCAAACCAUCGAGCAGCAAAACUACAAGAUUACGAAAGUGUUGGGGUCUGAAAUGCUGAAAGUACAACAGAGGAUGCAGGAUGAAAGGGGGAUUGCAGGAGACGUCUUCCUUCCGAUCUCACCGGGAGGACCAGGAAGGGUGGAGGAAAGGAAUACUGCGGAUGCUUCUAGGACUGGUGCCAGUAGUAGAAACGGGAAAAGUUUGACAAGUAAGGUUCCCUCAGAGACAUCAGGGAAGCAGAAAGACAACGACAUUGGUCAGGACUAUAAUAUCGACAACCCACAGAAGAACGAAGACUCGUCGAAGAAGGCAUCAAUGCCUUUGAAAGGUAUUAUUAAAGCAGGGGCUAGUAUGGCACGGCGUCUGACGCAAAAGGAGCUUCUUGCUUCUAUGGCAAAAGAAUUGGCAGACAAGAAAACAGAGGCGAUAAAGAAGCGAAACGACUCUGCAAAGGAGGCAAAGGGCGAAAUGCCACCCCCACAAAAGAGCUUGGACAGCGCACUGGGAAAGCUGGAAAAUUCGAGAAGGGGGCGUCCACCGAUGGCAAGAUAUUUGCGGGUUGACAGCAGGCCCACUUCUCCAAGGCAAGAAGAGGGCGCUGGCGGCUCUUUCUGUGUAGCGGGCAGUCCGUCGUUGGAAUCCUUCAGUUCCUACGCAUUCAACCAAUCAAUUGCCAAUGCCAUGAAAAUGUUGACCGACCAAGAGGGAGAUGGUUCCGCUCCAAAUGUGCUUCCAAUAGACGACGAAGACGAGCAUCCCUUGGACAUGAAGGAACUAGCGCCGCCGACUCCAGCUGUUCCACGGACUCCAUUCAGCGAACAAGAACUGGCUCAAAAGAAAACCCAGGCUGUCCACGAUGCGAAGAAAAUGAUGCUGUUCUCGCUGAAAAAAAGAAUAGUGGCGGAGCUCAAAAGACAGAAGAUGCGAGAAGCUGAAGCUUUGGUAAGAGGAGAAACGAUUCCUGAAGAAGAGAAGGAGAAAAAACUCGAAGCGGUCCGGAGGCUUCACUUACGGCGAGAAGCGCUGCAGCAACUCAGUGACGAGGAUAUCAUGGAGGCCUUCACCAAGACAUUGGCAUUGAAUCGAACCAAGCAAAGUUUUGGUGAGAGCACAGUCAAGCACAAGGGGGAGAAGAGCACAAAGUCAGACGAAUCAGAAUCGCACGAGAAGAGCACCAAGGCAUCAAACAAAAAGACUGUCAGCUUCGCAAGACAACCAACGCCACCCCCACGAAAGGUGAUGAUAUCAUUAGAUGAAACAGACAGACAUAGCCUCAGCCCCAGCGACGACUGCGAGGACGACAUCGCUGACGUCAUGUCGGACGAAACAAACCACACUGCAAAGUACGGCAUACUGUCGUGGGCCCAAUGCGUGAACGAAGUAGGCAAUGAGGUCUGUGCCAAUGGACGAGUUGUGGUGACUGAAGCGGAAGCUGCCCAAAUUCGGAAUGCUGCUUUCGAAGCAGUGGACCUGGCUGCCAGGGAUAGCUACCGAAAGGCGAAACAGAGGCUUUGCACCCCACCUUCUCAUCAUAGUCUUGACGGCGAUGAAAGCUCAAGUGGGCGUUCCUCUGAAACGUCCUACACGAGUUUUUCGAAGUCGAGGCGUAACAAAAACCGCAAGGACACCGGGGAGAAAUCCAGCAGUGGACAAUCGAAGGACAAGUUGAGGGAUGUCUUGUCGUACUCUGGAUCCCUUGUCUCUGAAUCCUCAAGGCGUUCGAGGGGAAGUCGCGAGACUCAAGAUACCCGAGAAACUGAAGAAACCCGAGAAACUGAGUACACAUCAGACACACGAGAGACCGAAGACUCUCGAUUUACACACUCAACAAGGGGAUCGUUUUUCACGUUUGACACGAGAGACAGUCACAGUCUCUUUGACAGGAACGGGCCAAAAAAGGGCUAUCCAGCUUAUAGUGUGGCCGGGACCGAAUUUCUCUCGGAAUACACGGAUGAAACGUUCGAGGAUGGGCUUUUGCAGUGCGGUGGUGGCUUCUGA